CCCGGCUGCCGAGGGGGGAGAGCGGGGCGCCUGGUCCCCUCGGCCGCCGCGGCAGAAGGCACGGUGCCGGAUUCAAGGUGACGGCAGUGCCUGGCUCCAUUCUCCAAGUUGCCAUAGCAGCCUCUCUCCCGACAAGCAGCUUCUCCUGGAGCCCUCAGCCGGGAGGGACGUCAUUGUUCGCUCCUGGCCGUGCAAUGAGGAGACUAGCUGGACAGAACUUUCCCAGUCCGGGGCACUGACCACGUGGGCGCACCCAUGCUGCCUGGAGUAGGGCACGGGGACGGGGCCCCACACCCAGUGGGGGCCCCAUGGGUGAUGAGGGCGAGUGUCCAGGUCUUGGAGCAGCUGCAGCCCGGCGUGUCCUUGGAGCUGUCCGUGCGUCCGUCCGCCUGCUGGCCGUCGCCACUGGAGACCUCGGCCUGAUGGACUCCUGGUGUGGACGAUGAGGGAAGAACACGCCUCCCGCACCCGAGAGGUGACUCCGGAGCGAGCCCCGGAUGACCCCACGACCCGGAACGAUGCGGCUGGCCUGCAUGUUCUCUUCCAUUCUGCUGUUCGGAGCUGCCGGUCUCCUCCUCUUUAUCAGCCUGCAGGACCCCACGGAGCUCGCCCCCCAGCAGGUGCCAGGAAUAAAGUUCAGCAUCAGGCCACAGCAGCCCCACAACGACCUCCCACCAGGCAGUUCCCACGAUGGUGUCUUGAGGGUACCCACAGAAAAGGUCCUCCGAGAUUUGUCCAGCCGGACUCCCAGGGGCCUCACCCUGCAGGUGCCUGAGCAGCCUCGGCCUCACUCGAAGAUGGGGACGAGUCUGCGACUCCGACAGCCGGGUCUGCUGACCAAGAAAAGCCCCGCGGUGGCGGCGGUCCCAGCCAACAGCUCAGCCGGGACCUAUGUCCGGUCGGGUCCCCGGGCCCUGGCUGGGUCUUGGGUCAGCCUGCACCAAAGCCAGCAGGAGCGCAAACGCGUGAUGCGGGAAGCCUGUGCCAAGUACCGGGCGAGCAGCAGCCGCCGGGCCGUCACGCCGCGCCACGUGUCCCGCAUCUUCGUGGAGGACCGCCACCGCGUGCUGUACUGUGAGGUGCCCAAGGCCGGCUGCUCCAACUGGAAGCGGGUGCUCAUGGUGCUGGCCGGGCGGGCCUCGGCCACCGCUGACAUCCAGCACAACACGGUGCACUACGGCAGCGCCCUCAAGCGGCUGGACACCUUCGACCGCCAGGGCAUCCUGCACCGCCUGAGCACCUACACCAAGAUGCUGUUCGUGCGCGAGCCCUUCGAGAGGCUGGUCUCCGCCUUCCGGGACAAGUUCGAGCACCCCAACAGCUACUACCACCCUGUCUUCGGCAAGGCCAUCCUGGCCCGCUACCGGGCCAACGCGUCGCGGGAGGCCCUGCGGACGGGCUCGGGCGUGCGCUUCCCGGAGUUCAUCCAGUACCUGCUGGACGUGCACCGGCCGGUGGGCAUGGACAUCCACUGGGACCACGUGAGCCGGCUGUGCAGCCCCUGCCUCAUCGACUACGACUUCGUGGGCAAGUUCGAGAGCAUGGAGGACGAUGCCAACUUCUUCCUGAGCCUGAUCCGCGCGCCGCGGAACCUGACCUUCCCCCGCUUCAAGGACCGGCACUCGCAGGAGGCGCGGACCACCACGAGGAUCGCGCGCCAGUACUUCUCGCAGCUCUCGGCCCUGCAGCGGCAGCGCACCUACGACUUCUACUACAUGGACUACCUGAUGUUCAACUACUCCAAGCCCUUCGCGGACCUGUACUGAGGGCCGGGCUGCCCACUCCGCUGCGCGGGCGCCUCCCGCCCUCCGCUCCCUCCCCUGAGUGCAGAGGUACGAGAGGGGGUGGCAGGCCGAUGCCAUGGCUUUGGGUCAGGAGCAGAGACCCCCUGCCUUGGAGGGAGACCCCGGCCCUCGUCCUAUACCUGCUUCCUCACUCCUUGGCCAGAGGUGCUGAGGCUCAGAUGGACGCAGCGGGAGCUCAGCUGAGAGUUAGGAUGACCAGGGACGCCUGUGGCCCAGAAGAUGAGGGCCCCAGCGAUAAGGGAUUUCCAGCUAAGCACUCCCGUAGCCUUUGCCUUGUACCAAACCACACGGUUUGCAGCUUUUCUAUGACCCAGGGGGGAGGUGCCCUUGGAAUGAGGCUCCAAAUAAAGCACAUGGUUUC
Tupaia belangeri chinensis (Chinese tree shrew) is the source of this 2166-nucleotide messenger RNA. It is a transcript of the gene CHST8, whose product is annotated as carbohydrate sulfotransferase 8. Gene Ontology annotation, biological process: proteoglycan biosynthetic process; carbohydrate biosynthetic process. Lineage: Eukaryota; Metazoa; Chordata; Mammalia; Scandentia; Tupaiidae. Gene Ontology annotation, cellular component: membrane. Gene Ontology annotation, molecular function: sulfotransferase activity. The record is from RefSeq and is a predicted model, not a curated record.